Molecule: messenger RNA, 336 nt
Organism: Homarus americanus (American lobster)
Lineage: Eukaryota; Metazoa; Arthropoda; Malacostraca; Decapoda; Nephropidae
Exons: 1
Coding region: 1-336 (111 amino acids)
Source: RefSeq, a predicted model, not a curated record
AUGGCAGUGGCACUAGUGAUCAGAGGUGGCAGUGAUGGCAGACGGUGGCAGUGGCAGACGGUAGCAGUGGCAGACGGUGGCAGUGGCAGACGGUGGCAGUGGCAGACGGUGGCAGUGGCAGACGGUGGCAGUGGCAGAUGGUGGCAGUGGCAGACGGUGGCAGAUGGUGGCAGUGGCAGACGGUGGCAGUGGCAGACGGUGGCAGUGGCAGAUGUUGGCAGUGGCAGACGGUGGCAGUGGCAGACGGUGGCAAUGAUGGCAGACGGUGGCAAUGGUGGUGGCAGGCGGCGGUGUGUGGGGUUGACGCUGGGUGAUAGAGUGUGGGAGAGUCAGUGA